Penicillium psychrosexuale is the source of this 816-nucleotide messenger RNA. RefSeq names its product Saccharopine dehydrogenase / Homospermidine synthase. Bases 1 to 816 code for a protein of 271 amino acids. Lineage: Eukaryota; Fungi; Ascomycota; Eurotiomycetes; Eurotiales; Aspergillaceae. The transcript has a single exon. The record is from RefSeq and is a predicted model, not a curated record.
AUGCAAGAGGCAUACUCUACCGGCACAGCUGAGAUCAUUAGUUCCGGAAAUCUUGAGUAUGGUCAUUCGGCAGUCACUUUGGGCCAUAAGCUGAUUACUUUUUCCAGUAUCAAAGCCAUGACCGCUGGCUCUCUAAACACAGUGCUUGACACGUUCGAGACGUAUGGUUCUGGUUGGUACCUAUAUGGCGACUCGUCGAUAUUGUCUCGAUCGCUUCAAAAACAGACACAGAAGAUGUCAUGGAGCUCGCGUCUCUUCGGCUUUCGACACACACAAGAGCUGGGUACUUUGGCAACGUCCUUCACAGGCCCCGGAAAUCAGGCGUUUGUUUACCGCAGUGCUUCUCAGAGACCAGACCUCUACGGACCCGACUUUCACUUUGAAGAGUAUCUCCCAGCAAAUGGUGUACUGUCCGCUGUUUUCGUGCAUCUCCUCAUCAAAGCUUUCCUCAUCCUCUUAUCCAUUCCGUUUAUCCGUGGGCUCAUGCGACGACUCGUAUCGCGCAUGGAUCCAGCUCCCGAUCUGGACAAGCUAAGGCAUGUGGAGCGGGCGGAGUUUCGUGCUGUUGGAAACGGGAGUGAAGGGGCUGACCCAAGUAUUUGGGCAUCCUUUGUACAGAAAGGUGCGUUGUAUGAGUUCACUGCGCUUGUCACCUGUGUCGGGGCAAAGGUACUGCUUGAUCGGAAGAUUAGUGCCGAAAGGGCGGGAAAGGACACUCGUGGGCAUGGCGGAGUGGUCACACCAUCAUUCUUAGGGAUGGAAUAUGUUGAUCGGUUGAAAGAUGCCGGGAUCGAGAUUGAAGUCGGAUUGUUGUAA